AUACGUAGGCAUUCAUAGAUCAUUCACCCGUAAAUGGACUGUUCCUCAAGAUGUCAACGUAGCUGAGCUCAAGACUGCUCUCUCUGAGAACGGGCAUCUGACCAUUGAAGCUCCCAAGAAUGGACAAACUACCAUCCGCAACAUUCCAAUCACACCUGCUUUGAAACAUUAA
Auanema sp. JU1783 is the source of this 172-nucleotide messenger RNA. NCBI's taxonomy places the organism in Eukaryota, Metazoa, Nematoda, Chromadorea, Rhabditida, Rhabditidae. The record is from the annotation of a GenBank genome assembly.